CACAUUAAAUCAACUACAUGUGAUGCUAUCUUCUUUCUUUCACGCAGAUCAAUCACAACGAGACCAUUUUAUACAAUUUCAAUUAACCGUAGCAGUGAAUAUCUUCAGAGGAAUGAUACGAAGCAAUUUCCUGUCUGCAUUCGGUAGGUAGUGUUUCCUUGCGCAAUCUCAAAACGGCCCAUGUCCUUAUCCGUGAGACGUCUUAUUCAUCGAUACAGUCUCAAUCGCAUAACUGAGCAUGGGCUUAUUAUAAGUCGAAAAGUCGGACAAAGAACGAGAAGCGAUAUCAUGCCUUUCAAAAGUCAGCUUGUGUUGCAUAUUGUCUCGAUACUACUUACAUGGAAGACAUGGUGACAGGUCAACUCAAAUUCUCGAUCGGGGGCGGAGCCAACUGCAAAAUUAUUAGCACAACUUCGACUCAAUGUGGGGAGAUAUAUUACAGCUUGCGUUAAACAAUUUCCCAAUGAAUCAUUCUUGUGUGUUUCGUGUUGGGGAGUCGGACGGCGUAAAACCAACCCUCAUCGGUCACAUACCAGCGGGAGUCACCCAUGUGAUCAAUGGUAAAUCGGUUGCGCUGAGUCCAGUUCCCGUCAACUUCACGAACAUAGUAGAAACGGGAGGGGUCAUCGUCAGCUGGCUUGAAGUCCUGAGGCUCGUACAUCUUGUUCGCAUGCGCAAACUGAAUCUGACGGAGCUGCUCCUCGCCAGCGGUACGACCAACACCAGUGACAUCAGGGACAUGUUGACCACCAGGGACAUUACCUGCAAAGACGGGGACCGUGCCGGGCACAGCAGCUCCACCAGCAACACCGACCGAGGGGACGCCUGCGACUUGCUGGACCUGCGGCAUGAACUGCUGAGGCUGGUGGCUAGCAACGAGGACUGGCUGUUGGCCCAUGUUCGGCUGCUGGUAGUAGUAGGGCUGCUGCUGGACAACGUAGCUGCCUUGAACGGUAGGCUGGGGAGCCAUACCACUGAUGGCGGGCUGCUAUAGAACUUGUCAGCAUUUGCUAAUAGUUGUGGUGAGAUUUUGAGGAACGAGUGAAAGAAAAGGGUAGACCGCCGCCGAGUCACUGAAGUCGCGGAGGUGCACUGAACCACUUGAUUCAGGCCGACUCCACGUCGAAGCCAAAACGCAAAGAUAAAUCAGCAAAGUGAACUUGCAUAAUACGUAUAGCCAUUCAAAUAGAAUGUCUUCGGCACUACAACUGUAGUGCAUGCGGGAGUCGUCAUUGGGACAGGAGACAAGAGAGGGGCAGUAGGGGCAACGUAAGAAAAAGAGGGUGCACAAACUUGAACACCGGCAUAGCCCCCGACUGGGACACCAGCGAGACCAUUGUCAAAGCGAGGCACAUAAACGUGCUGCAUAGGACCAAAGGUAGUGUCAGGAACAGGCGGCUGAAAGUUCAUGCCAUGAACAGGAGGCGCAGUGUUCUGAUAGUCACCCAUGUUUGCGGUGUUGACAGCGGGAGACUGAGGUCCAAUUCCGAUGUAGGUGAUUGGAGAUGGGGUGAGUUGGUUUUGCCCUGCGUUGAUGAAGGGAGCAGGAUGAAAUUGAGGGGAGAGAAAUUGGUGCUGCUGAGGGGUAGGCGAGACGAAACCAGUUGGCACUUGUUGCGCGAGGCUCUGAGUCGGGUCAGCACUGAUAUGCCACUGAGGCUGUGCGUUAGGGCCUAAGCCAAGCGCAGGGAAGUUCGUAGGUUGAUUGCUGCCCUUCUCCUCCGGAGCAGAAGUGGUUGCUCGGGUAGCAGCAGUGGUUGUCGUAGCUUGAGCAGUGCUAGGAGCUGUAACACCGUUGAUACCAGCACUGAAGCCGCCGCUGGGGGAAUUGGCAGUGGUGUAGCCCGUGAUGCCCUCGUUGAAGGCGGCAGAUGCAGAUGUAGAUGCAGAAGCAGAAGUAUCAGGCUUAGUCUGAGAGCCAAAGUGCACUUGACGAGUCUCGGGGGUCUUUGGUCGUCGAGGAAUUUGGGAGACUUGAAGGCGCUGGCACCUGCCGAGGCCAUUAUCGCUUCUUUGCUUCCUAACUCGGACAAUUGAGAUCGGAAAAUAAAUCCACUUUCAGGGGUCGUGAAUCAGAAGCCUCAGGAUCUCGCGAUACCUUCUCCGAAGAAGGAAAAGAAGGAAAGAAGAAGCUCUCAGAUAGUAGAGACACUUCGAGAAGAUAUACCUCUCAUGCGUACAGGGCACAAACAGCGCUCAAGGCGACAAUACAGCACAAACAAAACACCCAGCGUGUUGAGUUUGGUUUUGUUUAUGUUUCGAUAUCCUUCAAUGGCAUGUUUUGUGGUGACUUUGCCCUCUAGUUGGUUGUCACUGGCAGUCCAGACGCAGGCUCGGGGCCAGGUGGCCCGCAACAUUGAGGGGUGUUUAAUAGGGUAAAGGACCACGAUAAUGGAAUUGACGAAAUUGAUGAAAGGCAAGGAAAUAAGUCUGCUCACCACUUUCUGAAGCUCCCAGUUCUGCCCAUCAUGGACCCAGACAGACUGCUUAGGGGCUCUAUGCAAAUUGUCAUAAGGGUCUUCGCAUUUGGUCCAUGUCCAUGGGAAACAGGGG
Messenger RNA from Fusarium odoratissimum NRRL 54006, 2553 nucleotides. RefSeq lists its product as uncharacterized. The transcript has 2 exons. The coding region runs from base 422 to 994 and encodes 190 amino acids. Lineage: Eukaryota; Fungi; Ascomycota; Sordariomycetes; Hypocreales; Nectriaceae. The record is from RefSeq and is a predicted model, not a curated record.